CUUGUUCGCGCACACAUGCCUCAUGCGUCAUGUGCCUUUGGUCUUGCGUGUCAACAUGGCGGCAUCCAUGGCAUCCCAGGCUGCAGCAAGAGGACUGAGGACGGCUACCUCAAAACACAUACUUCUGGACAAACUCAAGUGCACCUGGUCGAGUCCCAGGAGAUGGCUGAAUCUACAAGAGUACCAGAGCAAGAAGCUGAUGCAAGAGAGUGGCGUGGCCGUCCAACGCUUCUAUGUGGCCGACACAGCUUCUGAGGCCCUGGAAGCUGCAAAGAGACUCAAUGCCAAAGAGAUUGUGCUGAAAGCUCAGAUCCUGGCUGGUGGCAGAGGCAAGGGUGUGUUCGACAGUGGCCUUAAAGGCGGAGUGCACUUAACUAAGGACCCUGCAGUAGUUGGUGAGCUGGCCAAUAAGAUGCUGGGUUUCAAUCUGACUACUAAGCAGACACCGAAAGAUGGAGUGAAAGUGAAAACGGUGAUGGUUGCUGAGGCCCUGGACAUUAGCAGGGAGACCUAUUUUGCCAUCCUAAUGGACCGCUCCUGUAAUGGUCCUGUCAUGGUAGGAAGCCCCCAGGGAGGUAUGGAUAUCGAGGAGGUAGCCGCCAGCUCCCCAGAACUCAUCUUUAAGGAAGUCAUAGAUAUUUUUCAAGGUGUGCGAGACGACCAGGCACUUGGUAUGGCAGCUAAUUUGGGUUUCAAAGGACCUCUGCAGAGACAGGCAGCAGAUCAGAUUAAGAGGCUCUAUGAUCUGUUCCUGAAAGUCGACGCCACUCAAGUCGAAGUCAAUCCUCUUGGAGAGACUCCCGAAGGACAAGUGGUUUGCUUUGAUGCCAAGAUCAACUUUGACGACAACGCCGAGUUCCGUCAGAAGGCUGUGUUUGCUAUGGAUGACAUGACUGAGAGCGACCCCACAGAGAUGGAGGCAGCCAAGUGGGACCUCAAAUAUAUCGGACUGGACGGAAACAUCGCCUGCUUUGUGAAUGGAGCCGGUUUGGCUAUGGCCACAUGUGACAUCAUUGACCUGCAUGGAGGAAAACCGGCCAACUUCCUGGACCUGGGGGGCGGAGUCAAGGAGAGACAGGUGUAUGAGGCUUUUAAGCUGCUCACCGCUGACCCGAAGGUCGAAGCAAUCCUCGUCAACAUCUUUGGGGGCAUUGUCAAUUGUGCCAUCAUUGCCAACGGCAUCACCAAAGCCUGCCGAGAGCUGGAGCUGAAGGUGCCGCUGGUGGUCAGGCUUGAAGGGACCAACGUCCAUGAGGCGAAGAGGAUUCUGACUGAGAGCGGCCUGCCCAUCACUGCAGCGGAAAAUCUGGAUGACGCUGCCAAGAAAGCAGUGGCCGCCAUCAAGAAAUAGAAAACUCUGUGAAACCUCACUACACUCUGUCCGCCCAUCACUAACAUUCAUGUCAGCCUUAGCUCAUCACCAUCAGACUUUUUCUUACACAUGCAGAUCUCAGAUUCUUAAGCCUUUGUUCUUACAGGCCUUUUAACGUGAGCAAAUGUUUUUCACUUUCAACUGAGCAUCCAUAUCACAUUUCCUAAAGGUGGUGUUUGACGCCGUACAGAAUUCAACUUUUCUAAUUUUUGCCUUUGUGAAGUGCAAAUUAGCUGCUUUUAAUUUCUAAUCAUUUCUCCCCUUUAAAUGCAUAUUAAUUGGGAGAAUCACUUUCUGGCUUCUUGUUAGUUUACAUUAUUAAAGUCAGCAUAAUUCUGUCCUAAAAGCUCUUGUGACAUCUGUCAGCGGUUAGAUGGAGAGCCAACACUUUGUGCAUUCCAUUUUCUUAUGCAAAAUGCAGCUUUCUCUCUACAGAUUGUUUCAUUUUAAUGGAAUAUUAACUGAGAAAGACAUUUUCCAUUUUCACGUCCAGCCUUUGUGUACGAUACUUUAAAGUCACAGACUGAAAAAAGGCGAUUCCUGAGCUGUGAAAGCGUUCAUUGGCACCAGCUAUAACUAAAACUAAUGGAAGCAGUGCAGUGAGCAGUAAGCUUUGAAUCAAUCAGUCUGUUUACUUUGUUGUCCAAGUUAGUUGCGAAGUCUCCAACGAGGUAUGAAGUACCCACUCUGUGAAUUUGUACAUCAUGUCUUAUUUAUAAAGUGCUGCGAUCAUAUUCUGUAUUGCCUGCUUUAAUAUGUGCCUAUUAAAUGCAGGCUGAACGGGUUUGUGAACAAUCUUGGCAACGCUUUCAUUUCCAGCAAUAGUUUCUCACAGAGGUGUUAAGAAAACGAAUCAGAAAAACUAAUUGUAUUUAGCUUUUUUUAAAUAAUCAUGAAUGUAUAUUGACAGGAUCUCUGAAAUGCAGUGUGAAAACUGUGUAUAUAAUUUGAGAUAAUAAAAAAACAAAUGUUUCGAGAUGA
This is a messenger RNA of Amphiprion ocellaris (clown anemonefish), 2353 nucleotides long. RefSeq names its product succinate-CoA ligase GDP-forming subunit beta (gene suclg2). The coding region runs from base 23 to 1351 and encodes 442 amino acids. The transcript has 11 exons. Gene Ontology annotation, molecular function: metal ion binding; succinate-CoA ligase (GDP-forming) activity; ATP binding. Gene Ontology annotation, cellular component: mitochondrion; succinate-CoA ligase complex. The record is from RefSeq and is a predicted model, not a curated record. Lineage: Eukaryota; Metazoa; Chordata; Actinopteri; Pomacentridae. Gene Ontology annotation, biological process: succinyl-CoA metabolic process; tricarboxylic acid cycle.